This is a messenger RNA of Alnus glutinosa, 477 nucleotides long. RefSeq lists its product as uncharacterized. Bases 1 to 477 code for a protein of 158 amino acids. NCBI's taxonomy places the organism in Eukaryota, Viridiplantae, Streptophyta, Magnoliopsida, Fagales, Betulaceae. The record is from RefSeq and is a predicted model, not a curated record. The transcript has 2 exons.
AUGAAUCAAAAGCUCCUUGCAUAUUUUACAAGGUUAGAGAUUUUUGAUGCUCUUCAACAGAUGGCCCCUAUGAAAGCACCCGUUAAUACGGGGGUGCUCACAGAGGUUCCCACAUCUAUGAGAGGCCCAAGGCUCAGUCAUCUUUUCUUUGCAGACGACAGCAUGAGUUUUUAUAUGGCCAACUCUUUUGAAUGGAGACGUUUGUUCAAAAUUCUGGGCACUUAUGAGGUAGGGUCAGGACAGAAGUUCAACAUACAAAAAACAGCUAUCUUUUUCAGCCGGAAUACUAGUGCUGAAAAGAGGGAGGAAAUCCUAUCCUUAUCUGGGCUUACAGAGGCCAACCGGAUAGAUACUUACCUUAGCUUGCCAUGCCUUGUUGGGAAAUCUCGGGUUCAAGCUUUCAACAGUAUAAAAGACCGAAUCUGGAGGAAGUUGCACGAUUGGAAGGUCAAGUUUUUGUCACAGGCGGGGAAAUAA